AUGCGCGGGGCGCGCGUGGAGGUCUGCCAGAGCUGCUACAACGCCGGCAUCGGUUCGUGCGAGGAGAGGGGCGGCAGUGGCAGCGGGCGGUGGCGUUGCUCGGGGAGCUUGGGCGCUCUCUCGAGACGGACGUGGUCUCCUAUCGCGGCGGGCAACGCGGCAGCCGGCGCGUGCAGGAAGUGCGGGCAGUGGCGGCAUGCCCUGUCGCUGUUCGAGGGGACGAUGCGGUGCGCAGGCGUGGAGGCGAACGCUGUCACCUACUGUGCUAGGGUCAUCGUGCACGAGCAGGGCGGACAUUGGCGGCAGGUAUCAUCACUCAUCGGGGAGUUGUGGCGGACGAGCCUGGAGCACAACGAAUUCUGCUACACUGCCGGCAUCCGAGCCUGCGACGAGAACGGUGCGUGGCAGCAGGCGCUGCUCUUGCUCGACGAGAUGCCGCUGGCGAGGCUGGAGCCGAACGCGGUCUGCCUCAAGGCCGGCAUCCGCUCCUGCGAGAGAG
This is a messenger RNA of Prorocentrum cordatum, 499 nucleotides long. NCBI's taxonomy places the organism in Eukaryota, Dinophyceae, Prorocentrales, Prorocentraceae. The record is from the annotation of a GenBank genome assembly.